AUGUGGAGUUGGAUUAUCAACAACAUUGGCACUCGGAAUAACGAUCUUAAAAGUGGGUACCUUUACAAUGUGGCCUGUCUGAGUGAUGAAGAAAUCUGGAAAAGCGGAGAUGAAAGCACCAUAAAACUCUUCAGCAUCAAUCAGAGAUCACCACUCAAGUCAAUCAUAACCAAGUCAGGGAACACACCAGAGGACAUAGCAGUGACAAAAAGUGGAGAUCUUGUUUAUACUGAUUUUGAUGAUAGAACUGUAAACAUUGUGAGAAAUGAGAAGAUAGAAGAGGUGAUGAGACUACAGAACUGGAGACCUCGUCGUGUUUGUAGUACUUCCUCUGGUGACCUCCUGGUUAUCAUGGACAGCGAUGAUUACAAACAAACAAAAGUUGUCUGUUACUCUGACUCCACAGAGAAACAGAGCAUACAGUUUGAUGAUCAAAGUAAACCACUCUAUUCUUCUGGUAAACGUGGCAGAUCCAUUACUGAGAACAAGAACAUGGAUAUAUGUGUGACUGACAAUAGAGCAGUUGUGGUGGUCAGUCUGGCCGGGAAACUGAGAUUCAGGUACACUGGACAUAUUCCUGAUCCAAAGAACAAACCAUUCUGUCCACGACACAACCCACCUAUAUCCUUUCAUCCACGAGAAAUCACCACAGUCAGUCAGAUUCACAUCCUUAUAGUUGAUUUUUACAAUGAUUGUGUCCAAAUCAUAGACCAGGAUGGACGGUUCCUUCGUUAUGUAGACUGUGAACUCAGUAAAUCCUAUGGACUGUGUACAGAUUCAAAUGACAAUCUGUUUGUUGCUCAGUUGUUAGACAGACAAGUGAAGAAAAUCAAAUAUACAAGGAUUGUCCAAAGCGUCCAAAGCGUUCGUGCACAAAUGCUUAAUUUUUUAAAUAAACUCCGCAUUGACAAACGUGUAUACUAA
This is a messenger RNA of Saccostrea cuccullata (small rock oyster), 924 nucleotides long. RefSeq lists its product as uncharacterized. Gene Ontology annotation, biological process: negative regulation of translation; protein polyubiquitination; proteasome-mediated ubiquitin-dependent protein catabolic process. Lineage: Eukaryota; Metazoa; Mollusca; Bivalvia; Ostreida; Ostreidae. Gene Ontology annotation, molecular function: translation repressor activity; ubiquitin protein ligase activity. The record is from RefSeq and is a predicted model, not a curated record. The transcript is spliced from 3 exons. The coding region runs from base 1 to 924 and encodes 307 amino acids.